Molecule: messenger RNA, 2101 nt
Organism: Procambarus clarkii (red swamp crayfish)
Lineage: Eukaryota; Metazoa; Arthropoda; Malacostraca; Decapoda; Cambaridae
Source: RefSeq, a predicted model, not a curated record
CAGCAUGCAGGUGAGACGGUACUGACAGUGGUACAGCACGCAGGUGAGACGGUACUGACAGCGGUACAGCACGCAGGUGAGACGGUACUGACAGCGGUACAGCACGCAGGUGAGACGGUACUGACAGCGGUACAGCACGCAGGUGAGACGGUACUGACAGUGGUACAGCACGCAGGUGAGACGGUACUGACAGUGGUACAGCACGCAGGUGAGACGGUACUGACAGUGGUACAGCACGCAGGUGAGACGGUACUGACAGUGGUACAGCACGCAGGUGAGACGGUACUGACAGUGGUACAGCACGCAGGUGAGACGGUACUGACAGCGGUACAGCCCGCAGGUGAGACGGUACUGACAGCGGUACAGCCCGCAGGUGAGACGGUACUGACAGCGGUACAGCACGCAGGUGAGACGGUACUGACAGUGGUACAGCACGCAGGUGAGACGGUACUGACAGCGGUACAGCACGCAGGUGAGACGGUACUGACAGCGGUACAGCAUGCAGGUGAGACGGUACUGACAGCGGUACAGCACGCAGGUGAGACGGUACUGACAGCGGUACAGCACGCAGGUGAGACGGUACUGACAGUGGUACAGCACGCAGGACUGAGAAUGACGGAUAAAGAGUCCGUAUCGGUGAAAUGGGAAAACCAUCACUCUGUCCUUCUUCAUGCCAUUCAGGAGAUAUACGUGAAGGAAAUCUUUGCUGAUGUGAAAUUAAAAUGUGGUGGUCGUGAACACUGGGUGCACAAAUUUAUUCUCUCGGCCUGUAGUGAAUAUUUUCAGAAUUUGUUGAUAGAUGUUCCUCAUAAAGGAUCUGUUACUGUUCCCCAUAAUAUUCAGUAUAAAGAACUCGCCUCCAUCCUGGACUUCAUGUAUCUGGGAGAAAUCGUCGUACCCCAGACAGACUUGGCAGAGCUUAUAAAUGCUGCUGAAAUUCUGAUGGUUCGAGGGCUUGCAGUUCCAUGUGAGGAUUUUAGUGAUGGAGAAAAUAUCAGGGAUGAUUCAAAACCAAAGGAAUUAUAUAAAAUUUCAAACAAAAUGCAAAGGAAUUUUUUAGAGAACAAAUUUCCAAAAACUAAUAAGGAAAUAGUAAGCAAGAAGAGAUUUAGUCGUGAGAGGGCUGCUACUAAACGACAAGGAAUUCCAUACCAAGGCAGAGAAAGAAAUAAGACUAAUGAAGAAAUCAGAAUUAAAAAAGAACUUGUUGAGUAUGAUGAGGCAGAUCAACCAGAGUUGACAGAUGAUAACACAGAUUGCUACUUGUUUCAAGAAAGUUCGUUUACAAAUAGGAACACACUCGACAGAGAAGCAACAGUGGAGCCAAGUGUUGAUCAGGGCUGUGAAGGAUCAAGUGCCAACAUCAACACUCUCUUGAAAGUCUUAAUAGACAACACUCCUGAAAAUGGAAAAAUGGAGCAUGCUAAUUAUUCAAAGAGAAAAUCUACUAUUCAUUCCAUCAGCAAGGAGCCCAUAAAAAAGAAACCAAACUCUGUUACUGAAACUGAUACAGGGCUUGUGUGUCAUGAGUGUAGGAAGACAUUCCAGUGGAGAAGUAACCUUACAAAGCACAUGAGAACUCAUACUGGAGAGAAACCGUACAGCUGUAGCAUUUGUUCAUACAAAACGAGCUAUAGUGAAGCCUUGAAAAGACACACGAGAAUACAUACUGGUGAAAAACCAUAUGCAUGUGACAUAUGUGAUUACAAGAGUAGAGACUACGGCUCAUUAAAAGUUCACAUGAAAAAACAUAAUCAUGAAAAUAACAUAUUGUUAUAAGCUCUUUAGCAAUAAGUCCUAAUGAUUUUUAAUGGUACCUAUUCAUUUGGACACGUCAUAUCGUACAGAAAAUGGUUUGCCAAUGGAUUUUAAUACCCACUUAUGCUUAUCCAACCUAACUUAACCCAAACCAACCUAACCCAACCUCGCCUAAUACAGCCUAACCUAUAGCAAGGCACCCUAACUUAACAAUAUUUAUGACUAGCAGUACCCGGCCACGCAUUGCUGUGGCUCAGCAAUGCAUGUGUGUUGCCUUCCCUGUCCCCCAGUCCUCCCCACCAUUCCCCUCUCACCCGUUUCCUCGGCCUCCCAACCAUUCCCC